Messenger RNA from Sparassis crispa, 873 nucleotides. Its product is annotated as Putative fructose-bisphosphate. Gene Ontology annotation, molecular function: zinc ion binding; aldehyde-lyase activity. The record is from RefSeq and is a predicted model, not a curated record. The coding region runs from base 1 to 873 and encodes 290 amino acids. NCBI's taxonomy places the organism in Eukaryota, Fungi, Basidiomycota, Agaricomycetes, Polyporales, Sparassidaceae. Gene Ontology annotation, biological process: carbohydrate metabolic process. The transcript is spliced from 7 exons.
AUGUCCGGUGCAUUUGCAGGGAACCGCACCCUAAACAUACUCCGCAAGGCGGAAGGCGAAGGGUAUGGGAUCCUCACUCAGACUUGCUACGACGCAAACUGUGUCCUAGGUCUCGUUCGCGCCGCCGAGCGACGCCGCAGUCCCGCGAUCGUUAACCUUUUCCCCGUCACGCUUGCCUUUGGCAAGGGUCCCUUCCUCCAGUUCUGUCUGAACGCUGCCCACCAAGCCUCCGUCCCGAUCGCAGUCAACCUCGACCAUGCGACUGAUCCCGAGCACCUCGAGCUUGCCCUCGGUCUUGCAGAGCAGGGGAUUGCGUUCGACAGCAUCAUGGUUGAUGCAAGUCACGCUGAUACAGACGAAGAGAACAUUGCGCUGGCGCGCCCGUACGUCGAGCGGGCGGCAAAGUGCGGGGUCGUCGUUGAGGUCGAACUGGGCCGUCUUGAAGGCGGCGAGGCGGGCCUGCGCAUGAUUUCAGAUGCGAAGCUCACGAACCCUGACAAGGCGGAAACGUUCAUGAAAGGGACUGGUGCCCUGGUGCUCGCGCCGAGCAUUGGAAAUUUGCACGGAGCAUACCUUAAGCCGCCGAAUUUCCGGCAGGACAUUUUGAAAGCCCUGCACGCUAAGUUCAAGGGUGAAAUUCCACUGUGCUUGCAUGGCACUGACCAGCUUCCCGAUGAAUUGUUCAUCGAGUGCAUCAAGAACGGCGUGAGCAAGAUCAAUGUGAACAGCUGGGGCCGCGACCCGUAUGCUAAGGCCCUAGCUGAAGGGCUGCAGACGAAGUCGUUUCCCGACGCGGUCGAGGACGCAACGGAGGUGUUUGCGGGCGUCUGCGAGCGGUUCUUCAAAGUCUUCGGCUCGGAGGGGAAAGCAUAA